CCUUCGUGUCACUGACCGGCUUUCUUCAACUGCUCUCUCCCUCAACUCUCUAUCAUGCGUGAAAUCGUUCAUCUCCAGACCGGCCAGUGCGGUAACCAGAUUGGCGCCAAGUUCUGGGAGGUCGUGUCUGACGAGCAUGGUAUCGAGAAGGAUGGUCUCUACAAGGGCACCAACGACAUGCAGUUGGAGCGUAUCUCGGUAUACUACAACGAGGUUGGCUCAAACAAGUACGUUCCCCGCGCCGUCUUGGUCGAUCUCGAGCCGGGUACCAUGGACUCCGUCCGCUCUGGUCCCCUUGGUGGUCUCUUCCGUCCCGACAACUUCGUCUUUGGGCAGAGUGGUGCUGGUAACAACUGGGCCAAAGGACACUACACGGAGGGUGCGGAGUUGGUCGACGCUGUCCUCGAUGUCGUGCGCAAGGAGGCUGAGGGUACCGACUGUCUCCAGGGCUUCCAGAUCACCCACUCGCUCGGUGGUGGUACUGGUGCCGGUAUGGGUACUCUCUUGAUCUCGAAGAUCCGCGAGGAGUACCCUGACCGGAUGAUGUGCACGUACUCCGUCGUCCCCUCCCCCAAGGUGUCGGACACCGUCGUCGAACCCUACAACGCGACGCUCUCCGUCCACCAGCUGGUUGAGAAUUCCGAUGAGACCUUCUGUAUCGAUAACGAGGCCCUCUACGACAUUUGCUUCCGUACCCUCAAGCUCUCUACCCCCACCUACGGCGAUCUCAAUCACCUCGUCUCCUUUGUCAUGUCCGGCAUCACUACCUGUUUGCGUUUCCCUGGUCAGCUUAACUCUGACCUUCGUAAGCUCGCCGUCAACAUGGUUCCUUUCCCUCGUCUCCACUUCUUCAUGACCGGUUUCGCUCCCCUCACUGCUCGUGGCAGCCAGCAAUACCGUGCCGUCACCGUCCCUGAGCUCACUCAGCAGAUGUUCGACGCCAAGAACAUGAUGGCUGCUUCUGACCCCAGGCACGGUCGCUACCUCACUGUUGCUGCAGUGUUCCGUGGCAAGGUCUCGAUGAAGGAGGUUGAGGAGCAGAUGCAGAACGUUCAGAACAAGAACUCUGCGUACUUCGUCGAGUGGAUUCCCAACAACGUCCUCUCCGCUCAGUGUGACAUUCCUCCUCGUGGCGUUAAGAUGGCCGUCACCUUCUUGGGUAACUCGACCGCCAUCCAGGAGCUCUUCAAGCGUGUCUCCGACCAGUUCACGGCCAUGUUCAAGCGCAAGGCCUUCCUUCAUUGGUACACCCAGGAGGGUAUGGACGAGAUGGAGUUCACGGAAGCCGAGUCCAACAUGCAGGAUCUCGUGGCCGAAUACCAGCAAUACCAGGAUGCGACCAUCGAGGAGGAGGGCGAGUACGAGGAGGAGGUCCCUCCCGAAGAAGAGUAGAUGCAAAACAUCCUUGUCACUUUGGACGCCAUUUCUUUCCCUCACGUUCGCUCUUAUCAAGCUUAGGUUCUCUUCUAUUGGUGUCCUUUCUGUUUGUUAAUCCUUCCGUCUUCACGUCGUCACGCCCUUAUCCUAUAUACUUAGCAUUGAGUUGUGAUCCAUUCUCUCAUGUCAUCCAAUCUUUUCUUUUUCUCUCCGCUGCAAAGUAGGGAGGAGGAAUACAUCUCAUCGGGAAACACAUUAUACCC
Messenger RNA from Coniophora puteana RWD-64-598 SS2, 1640 nucleotides. Its product is annotated as beta-tubulin 1. The coding region runs from base 55 to 1392 and encodes 445 amino acids. Gene Ontology annotation, molecular function: GTPase activity; structural constituent of cytoskeleton; GTP binding. Gene Ontology annotation, cellular component: cytoplasm; microtubule. Gene Ontology annotation, biological process: microtubule cytoskeleton organization; mitotic cell cycle. The record is from RefSeq and is a predicted model, not a curated record. NCBI's taxonomy places the organism in Eukaryota, Fungi, Basidiomycota, Agaricomycetes, Boletales, Coniophoraceae. The transcript has 9 exons.